GGAUCUUUCUUUCUCUGCAACUAUAUCCAGUGAAGGUAUCGACACUUUUUAGAAGACGCGCUCUGAGCAUUUCUUGCCAGUGGCAUGUCACAGCCAAUUCCUUUGUCUCGUCUGAGAUCACCCGUUCUUUCUCGGUUUCUAACAGAAGAAGAUCAGCCAGAAUCACCGCAAGGCCUCGAUGAUGUGUUUCCCCACUCAGCGUCCUUCGACGAUUCCCCAGACGCCAUAAAAACUCCCUGGAAACGUAGUCUCUAUGAGUUGCUCGAAUUACCAACGUCGUCUCCUUCAGCCUUUCUCGUUCAUGUCGCAUCAACAUUUUUAAUCGUCUUUUCUGCCCUCGUCACUGUUCUGGAAACAGUUCCAAGCUUUCACUCCAUCUCGCCUCGCGUUUGGUUUGGUUUUGAAACCAGCUUGGUCGCGCUUUUUACUGUGGAAUACGUCGCUCGUUGCAUCGCCUGGAGUUCUACUUGGUGGGGUCUGGUUAAAUGGGUUAUAUCAUUUUACGGAGUUAUCGACAUUCUCGCUAUUUUACCAUAUUACAUCGAAAUUAUAUUGCAACAAGAUACUUCUGUCCUUUUUAGAUUCUCGAUUCUUCGAAUGUUUCGACUACUGCGCGUUUUUCGACCUUUCCGUUACAACAAUACCAUACUUCUCACUAUUGAAGUGAUGUAUAUCUCUAUUCGGAGAUCACAGCAUGCCUUACUCGCACUAAGCUUCUUCGUAGCUAUGAUGCUGACUGUUUUUAGCACUUUGCUAUACUUUGCUGAACGUGGUACAUGGGAUAAUACACUAGAAACUUUCAUAAAUUCUGAUGGUGACCCAUCUCAAUUUGCAUCUAUACCAGCAGCCGCUUGGUUCGUUCUAGUCACCAUAACAACGGUGGGAUACGGUGAAAUUACACCUCGCUCUUUCUUAGGAAGGCUUAUUACUGUUCCACUGCUCGCCUUGGGAUUGCUCCUUAUCGCGCUUCCGAGUUUUGUUCUUGGAAGAGAAUUUAGUUUAGUUUGGGACAAAAUGGCCGGCGAUCAUGAUCUACCCCUCGAUCUCGAUACACCGGCCAUGUCAUUCACAGGGCAACAUCGUCGCUUGGAGUCCCAAUCGGAUAUCGGACGAGACCUGACAAACCGUAAGCUCGCACAGAACCAGACGGAGCUAAGUCGUCAAAUAUCAGAAUUGCGAAUGACGAUAGACAUGCAAAGUGAAAUGAUCAAAGACCUGAUAGGCGCAUUAGAUUCAGACGUGUCGAGGGGCAAACGCAAGGAGCGGACCUCAAGUAUUGGUACCCGAAAUUCUCUGAGCUGACCUAGGAAAUGGACUAGGCUCUACUAAUUCAUUCCAGAUUACAUACACAUACAUUACAGUUGUAUUAUGGGCUAUAGAGGGUGGUAUCUAGUACACCAAACAGGGAAAACAUGCACAUUGUAUACAGCAAUUAACAACAGGAAUGUCAUUUUCCAUUCAUUCCCUU
Molecule: messenger RNA, 1468 nt
Organism: Serpula lacrymans var. lacrymans S7.9
Lineage: Eukaryota; Fungi; Basidiomycota; Agaricomycetes; Boletales; Serpulaceae
Exons: 9
Coding region: 85-1302 (405 amino acids)
Biological process (GO): potassium ion transmembrane transport
Cellular component (GO): membrane
Molecular function (GO): voltage-gated potassium channel activity
Source: RefSeq, a predicted model, not a curated record